AUGGAGACGGCUGCGGCGACCGUCGAGCACGAGCAGAAAUUGAUGGACCUGAACGCACUGUUGCCUCAGCGCAUGCAGAGACGCGUCGAGACGACGUUCGAAUGCAAUGAAGGGGUGGUGGUCACCCACACCAUCGGUGAGGAACCGUUGGCGGCCGCCGCCUCACCUCCCGCAGCCGUUGCUGCCGUCGAGCAGACCCCGGUGAUUAGUGGUGGUUGUGGCGGCGGCGGCGGUGGUGGCGGGGGCGGGGGCGGUGAGGAAGAGUUGCUGGCGGCCAUCAGGCCGAUGGAACCACUGCUCAGUCGCAUAUCCCAUUACACGCCGCGUAGCAACAGUCUCAGCAGGAACCUGCUCAUGCUCAAGGACUGUGUGCUGAACGACUCAGCGGCCGGCCGCGGCGGGCGCGGCGACUCGUCGCCGGACCUUCUGUUAAACAAGCGUUUGGGUAAUUAG
Soboliphyme baturini is the source of this 453-nucleotide messenger RNA. NCBI's taxonomy places the organism in Eukaryota, Metazoa, Nematoda, Enoplea, Dioctophymatida, Soboliphymatidae. The record is from the annotation of a GenBank genome assembly.